Eptesicus fuscus (big brown bat) is the source of this 666-nucleotide messenger RNA. Its product is annotated as proteoglycan 3-like. The coding region runs from base 1 to 666 and encodes 221 amino acids. The record is from RefSeq and is a predicted model, not a curated record. Gene Ontology annotation, biological process: immune response. The transcript has 5 exons. NCBI's taxonomy places the organism in Eukaryota, Metazoa, Chordata, Mammalia, Chiroptera, Vespertilionidae.
AUGAAACUCCCCCUGCUCCUGCUGCUCCUCCUGCUGGGGACAGUUGCUGCUCUUCAUGUGGGUAAUGAUGCCCCCUAUCUGGACAGCCAAGAGUCACAGGCAGACAUGAGCCAGGAUCUGGAAGGCUCAGGGGAACAGGAGGGAGAGUCAUGCCUGACUGAGGAGGGGAUUCAGUCUGAAGGAGAGCAGGUGGAGGCUUCCAGCUGCCAAGAUGCCUUUGAGGACGACGAGAAGGCCAUGGAGUCAGACCCAGGUGCCCUAGAUGAGAACUUGCAGUGCCCCAGGGCAGAGGACACAGUGGAAAUAAGCGGCAGUCCUGGGUGCAAGACCUGCCGCUACGUGUUGGUGCGGAAGUGUAAAAGAUUUGCGGCCGCUCGGAGAAUUUGCAGGAGGUGCUACAACGGCAACCUUGUCUCUAUCCACAACAAAUGCGUCAACAAUCAACUCAGGUCCUUGGCCAGUCAGGUCAACCAACCCCGGGUCUGGAUUGGAGGCAAAAUUAGGGGCUGGUGCUCCAGGUUUCACUGGAUUGAUGGGAGCAGUGUAAAUUUUAGAAACUGGGCUCAUCCACGUGGGUGCGGCCGCUGUGUGAGCCUAUGCACCAGAGGGGGUCAAUGGCGACGAACACGUUGCAGAAGACGUCUGCCCUUCAUCUGCUCCAUCUAA